Cryptomeria japonica (Japanese cedar) is the source of this 1191-nucleotide messenger RNA. RefSeq names its product exocyst complex component EXO70B1-like. Gene Ontology annotation, cellular component: exocyst. Gene Ontology annotation, molecular function: phosphatidylinositol-4,5-bisphosphate binding. NCBI's taxonomy places the organism in Eukaryota, Viridiplantae, Streptophyta, Pinopsida, Cupressales, Cupressaceae. The transcript has 2 exons. The record is from RefSeq and is a predicted model, not a curated record. The coding region runs from base 1 to 1191 and encodes 396 amino acids. Gene Ontology annotation, biological process: exocytosis.
AUGAGGUUGAACGAUGUUCAGAAAAUCGAUUGGCAACUCCUGGAUGAUAAGAUCAGGAAAUGGAUAUGCGCCGCCAAAAUCAGCAUCCGAACACUGUUUGCCAGAGAGAAGAAGUUGUGCGCCUAUGUGUUUGAGGGUUUUGAUGAUAAGACGAGAGAUUAUUGUUUUGCCGAAAUCGUCAAGGAGCCCACAGACAGGCUUCUCGCCUUCGCAGAGGCCGUGGCCGCCACAAGCCGGACGCCCGAAAGAAUGUUCAGGGUGCUCGACCUCUACGAAGUGCUCACGGAUCUUAUGCCCGACAUAGAAGACAUAUAUUCUCAAGAGUCAUGCCGAAGCGUGCACGAGCAAGCCAACAAGAUCCAGGUGCAACUAAGCGAGGCGAGCCGAGGGAUUUUGAUGGAAUUUGAGAAGGCCGUUAAGAAGGAGAAAUCUAAGGUUCGCAUUCCUGGCGGCACUGUUCACCCUCUUACCAGAUACGUUAUGAAUUAUCUCUCUUUUCUCUCCGAUUACAAUGAGAGUCUGGUAAACAUUAUCACAGACGUUCCAGGAAAGCUAGCGAAAGCCCUACCCGACAGUGAGCUGAACGAUCCCUCUGCCCCGCUGUCUGUCCACAUCGGAUGGACCAUCUUCAUCCUGCUGUGCAAGCUCUACAAAAAAUGUGAUCUGUAUAAAGACGUGUCUUUGUCGUAUCUCUUUCUCAUGAACAACCUUCACUACGUAGUGCAGAAAGUGAAUGGCUCCCAGCUCAAAUAUAUUCUGGGGAUGAAGUGGGUGAGGAAAGAGUGGAAUAAAGUUGGGCAGUACGCGGUGAAAUACGAGAGGUCAGCAUUGGUAAAAUUGCUGUCGUGUCUAACAAACGAGAAAGUUCCUGCUAAUGGCGGAGCUUUGAAAGAGAGAUUACAGGAGUUCAAUUCAGCAACGGAAGAGGUGAAGACGAGGCAUGGUGGAUGGGUGGUUCCUGACGUCAGCCUGCGAGAGAAGUUAAGGGUUUCGAUUACUGAGAAGUUGAUACCGCCCUACGCUUCCUUAGUUGCCAGAUUGAGGAGCCAGUUUGAAAGCAAUUCGUACAUAAAAUACACCCCGGAGGAGUACAACAAAUCGACCGGUGAUAACGUGCUUGCAGUUUUCUCUGUUAAAAAAUUAGUAUCACGUGCAAAUGUAAGCUUGCCAUUUACGCAGAACCACGUGUAA